Pomacea canaliculata is the source of this 857-nucleotide messenger RNA. RefSeq lists its product as uncharacterized. The transcript is spliced from 4 exons. The record is from RefSeq and is a predicted model, not a curated record. Bases 332 to 769 code for a protein of 145 amino acids. Lineage: Eukaryota; Metazoa; Mollusca; Gastropoda; Architaenioglossa; Ampullariidae.
AAUCAUUGUUUAAAAAUAAAAUGAACAAACCGAUUAAAAGACAGAAAAUAAAAUAAACAAAGUUAGAAAAAAAAAGAAAUAGAAGCAAAUCGAGAGAAGAUGGACAGGCAGGCGAUUUAACUGUCAUGAACUCUACAGGAGGGCAAUUAUUCGACAGAAAAAUAGACAAUUUAUUCACUUAAUGGUCAGAUAAUUUUCAAGGCAAUAACAGCGAUGGAAACAUUUUCAGUAAUAGUUUGGAUCUAUAUAUAGCCUGCGAUGUGACAGUUUUUCAUUUGUGGCGGUGGCAGCGACAUUGUACUCGUGACAUCGUCGACACCAGGUCCUCAGGAUGACGACUACCACACUGUCCACAGUCAUGCUGCUGAUGCUGUUGGUGGCACUGGCCCUGGGGAGUGUGAUCGUUGAUGAAAAGCAAUACCCCUUCCGAGUAAACUGUGGAUGGCCCAGAAUAUGUACACCGGAUCUGAUUCGUUACUGCAUCAAGGGCCGGCUAAAUCCGGUGUAUGGAAGCUGUGAGAUACAAGAAGCCAUAUGCAAUGGCGAGGACUGGGACCCCAGCAAGAGCUGCUUUCUGCCCUACCCCGUCUUUUGCGACCUACCGCAUGAAGAACGCCCAUGUUAUCUUGACCUCUCACCCUGGUGUUUGGAGGGACGCUCAGAGCCCGUGCAUGGUCACUGUGAACUCCAGGAUGCCAUUUGUAACGAGAAUGCCGUGUUUGAUGUCAGCCACAGCUGCUUGACCGAAACAAGCCUCUCCGUUCGUUAAGCAUGUGAUUUGUUUAUUGUCUGUACUGAUAACAUCACCUCUAAUGGUGUUUGUAUUAGUAAAGAGCAAAUAAAACUAUAAAACUUUC